GGUCCAAGAAAGCCUCAAAAAAUCUUGAAAUAAGCUGACGAUGAGCCGGCCCGGGACGCUGAUGAUCUGUACCCCCGACUGGACUCAAUGCUUGCUCCCCUUUGGAACGAAACUCCUCUUAUAAGGUCCAAUUACAUAUCAAGAAAGUUGGGAUGCAACGUAUAUUUGAAACUCGAGAACCUCCAUCCAUCACAUUCUUUCAAGUACAGGGGAUUAUCUCUCUUCAUUCAAAGAGCAAAAGAGAUGCAUGGUCCAUCUGUCCAUCUCAUCGUGGCAUCUGGAGGAAACGCGGGCUUGGCUGGUGCCUGUGCAGCAAAUGUACUUGGCCUUCGUUGUACAGUCUACGUGCCCGAAGGUGUUGCAGAGCGAACUCUAGAUCUCUUCGAGGGAGAAAACGCAGAGACAGUAGUGGUUGGAAAGAUGUAUGCUGAAGCACUGGCUGCUGCUCAGAAAGCAAUAGAAGCAGAAGAGAAUGCGGUGAUGAUUCCAGCAUAUGAUGAUCCAACGGUCUGGGAAGGACACGGAUCGCUGGUCUCCGAGAUAUCAAGGCAGCUGACCUCGAAACCGGACGCGAUCUUUUGUAGUGUCGGUGGGGGUGGACUGCUAGGAGGUAUCAUUGUUGGCUGCAAAGAGGCUGGCUGGGAUGACGUGCCCGUCAUUGCAUUAGAGACCGGAGGAUCAAAUUGUUUCCAUUACUCCAUAGCAUUGAACCGUCAAUCCUCCGGAGAUUUUGCCAAAGUUCUUCCGCCCCAUGUGACUAUCGUCGAGGACAAGACGGAAAGUAUCGCGUUGGCCCAUUUCAGUGAAUUCUCCUCGAUGGCAUCUGGUUCGUUGGGAGCAUCCCAGCCUGCAGCCAAGGUAGUAAAGAUGGCGCUGACAAGAGAGGGAGGAAUAACUUGCGUCACUGUACCGGAUGAAUUGAGCAUGCAAGCCUCCUGUUUGUUCACGCGCGAUCAUAAACUUCUGGUAGAGCUGGCUUGUGCUACCACCCUUACCCCUGCAUACAGUCCCGCUUUGUUCGACAGACUUGUAUCAGGGCAAGCAAACUCGAUGCAGGAAAGGACGGUCGUGUUCGUUGUCUGUGGCGGGUUCAAGGUUUCCCAUGAUGACAUAGAGAUUUAUAGGAAAUUGGUUGAGAAGGACAUAGCUGGAGGCUGGGAGGUAUCAAUUAACGAAGGAGAGAAGUUGAUAAUUGAGAAAAAUGUAUGAGGAGCGUGUAUUUUGACUGCAGCGACAAUAACAUACAGGACAGAUGGGUCCGUGCAAACUAGGAAUCAUUAUUACUUCUUGCUCGAGCAGCAGCAAUCCGGUCAGCCUUGAUUUGGGCUAGUUGCUCUCGUAAAACUUUUUGCUCGGUAGGGAUUUCCUGCUGUACAGUUGGAGGAAACAGCUUGUCCUUGUAUGGAAGAACAUUAUUUCUAUACCAAGCCGGGUCUCCAAAGUGAACGAGAGCCCAUAUUGGCACGAAGAGAUAGACGGAAAACUUGAAUAUUUCGAGAUUUGGGCCUGCCAUGGUGGUGGCGGCUGUGAAAGUGCUUGGCG
Messenger RNA from Desarmillaria tabescens, 1542 nucleotides. Its product is annotated as tryptophan synthase beta subunit-like PLP-dependent enzyme. NCBI's taxonomy places the organism in Eukaryota, Fungi, Basidiomycota, Agaricomycetes, Agaricales, Physalacriaceae. The transcript is spliced from 9 exons. The record is from RefSeq and is a predicted model, not a curated record. Gene Ontology annotation, molecular function: L-serine ammonia-lyase activity; threonine deaminase activity. Gene Ontology annotation, biological process: L-threonine catabolic process; L-serine catabolic process. Bases 88 to 1209 code for a protein of 373 amino acids.